This is a messenger RNA of Delphinapterus leucas (beluga whale), 1497 nucleotides long. It is a transcript of the gene LSM10, whose product is annotated as LSM10, U7 small nuclear RNA associated. The record is from RefSeq and is a predicted model, not a curated record. Gene Ontology annotation, biological process: mRNA 3'-end processing by stem-loop binding and cleavage. Lineage: Eukaryota; Metazoa; Chordata; Mammalia; Artiodactyla; Monodontidae. Gene Ontology annotation, cellular component: nuclear body; cytoplasmic U snRNP body. Gene Ontology annotation, molecular function: U7 snRNA binding; histone pre-mRNA DCP binding.
AAAGGGUGAUCACCAUCCCCCUUUUAGGGAUUGGCUAACAGGCUUGAAGAAGCCAAGUGGCUUGCUCGAGGUCGCCCUCCUAGGAAGUGGCCGAGCCCGUCCUCGAGACCAGACCUGCCUCUUUGCAGUCACUGUGCUGCCCCAAACCCUUGCUUGGACACGUACUCCUGGUGAAGCCUGGGUGGGGUCGUUAGAGUCGGCCGGCCCAGCUCCUAGCCUCUCGUCAGUGGUAUGGGUAGCUUGCCACACUUAAUGCCACCCUGCACAGCCCUUUCGGCAUCCUGAGUGAGGUCUUAAGGAAAGAAAAGAAAGUUCCACCAACUUGCACUCAGGGUCUGAAAAUGGAGGAUAGAUAAGACAAAGUUACAUUAAUACAGCAUCAGGGCAUAAUCGAAAGCAAAGGAAAAUACAUUCAGUGUGGUUAGAGCUUGUUAGCCUCAUUUAGCCUAUGGUUUAAUAGACGUGGAAACAGGUUCAGAGACAUUAAGUAACUGUCUUACGUUUACAGAGUGUGGGUGGAGUGGGGAGUCGAACCUCCAUUUCUCUACCUUCAAAACGUAUGUGCUGUAUAUGCUACCAUUUCUUGUUUUCAAUCAGUUAUCUGAAUUUCUGGUUACAUGGUGGCAGCAUCCUGUAGACCAGUCGUUCUCAGCGCGCCCCAGGCCAGUAACAUCAGCAUCAACUGAGAAUAUUUUAGAAGUGCCCAUUCUUGGGCCCCACCUCAGACCGACUGAGUCAGAAACUGAAAGAGCGAGCAGCCGCAGUGUGGAAGAAUGGCAGUGAGCCACUCAGUGAAGGAGCGGACCAUCUCCGAGAACAGCCUGAUCAUCCUGCUGCAGGGCCUCCAGGGCCAGGUCACCACCGUGGACCUGCGGGAUGAGAGCAUGGCCCGCGGACGCAUAGACAACGUUGAUGCUUUCAUGAACAUCCGCCUGGCCCAGGUCACCUACACGGACCGUUGGGGGCAUCAGGUCGAGCUGGAUGACCUCUUUGUGACAGGCCGGAAUGUCCGUUACGUCCACAUCCCCGAUGAUGUGAACAUCACCGCGACCAUUGAGCAGCAGCUGCAGGUCAUCCAUCGGGUGCGCAACUUUGGCGGCAAGGGGAAAGGCCGGCGGGAAUUUCCCUCCAAGAACUAUAAGUGAGCCUGUCCCCUCAGCCAGCCCUGGUCCCCACUCAGGUUCCUCCAGAGUUCUACUGAGCCAAAGCCUGCUCUCCCUCCCCGCCCAGAGCCUGGGAAGGGAGGAGGGCCAGUCCAGAAGCUGGUGUCUGACAGACAUCACCUGUCACAGCUGCCUUUCACAGGGUCCCACUCCCAGACUCACCCUGGGACCCAGAAUUCUAGUUAUCUGUCUGUGGCCUUGGGGUAGAUGACAGUCCCCCCUUUGGAUAUUAUUUAUCUGAAUCUCUGAUUUACUGGUUUAGGGAAUGUGUCAAAUAGUUUUCAGCCCUCUCCCAGUGAGGAUUAUUAAAUGUGCUCGGCCUGAGCAUCCCCAC